Molecule: messenger RNA, 4023 nt
Organism: Daphnia pulicaria
Lineage: Eukaryota; Metazoa; Arthropoda; Branchiopoda; Diplostraca; Daphniidae
Gene: Np
Product: serine proteinase stubble-like
Exons: 9
Coding region: 946-3498 (850 amino acids)
Biological process (GO): proteolysis
Molecular function (GO): serine-type endopeptidase activity
Source: RefSeq, a predicted model, not a curated record
GUCGACGGAGCAGUAUGUUCAUCAUGGUGCUCAUUUUCGCGGUUUUUUAUUCACGACUGCUGAUGCACGUGGCUAAUGGACCACCACUGGAUGUUUUUCAGCAAUUUUUGUGCGUUUCCGUCGCCUCUGGUGCAUCGCUUAUAAGCUGUCUUGUUUGGAAUAAGCCGGUUCCGCUCAGGUAGAUUUUCUCCGCUCGCAUUCCCAGACCCACGCCUCCAUCCCAUCGCCAAAGAAGAAGAAGAGGCUUAACAAAAUGGGAGAAGAAGAAGAAGAAGGAAAAGAAGAAGAAGAAGAAGAGACUAAAAUCGCUACCAGGGGCUUGCCGAUUCUUUAGAACAACUCCACCUGUCGGCCAGGUAAAAGCUCGACGAAAGAAAGCUCAACAACAUACUGGGAAGCGUACGAACCGCCUGCCUUUGCCAGUCAGUGUCCAACUACGGACCGGUGGAGACACGCUCUCUUCUUCUUCUCCUCCUCCCAACUUCUUGAUUCAUUUCACCUGCUGAUACCAAGCACCUUAUUUCCCCCUCCCAAUAUCUGAUAAUAUUCCUCUUAUUCCUUCCGGAUUUUUCCAAGUCAUUUGAGCAAAAGAAGAAGAGAGGAUCGAUAUCAUUCACUCGCCUACAACGGAUGGAUUCGUAGACGUCUACGCCAAAGCCAAAAGUGAGCGAGUCCAGUGGAUAUAAUUCAAUCGUUGCGGCUCUUCUUCUCCUUGGCCCAAAAGAUUUUUCGCCGUCCUGGUGUGCCGGAAACGACCUCCACUGUUUGAACUUUGGUCACGCCAAAGACGAGGGGUUGACCACUUGGAGAUCUUGCAUCACCGACCACCACCACCACCACACACGAGCGCGCUAGCGUAUCCAAAAACCCAGGGACGCCUUCUAUUCAAUCGCGAUCAAGUACCUCGACGUGUUAGCACCGAUUCGAACCAGUUAACAAGAAGGAAUGAUGGCGGCCGGAGUGCGGUGGUGCAUCUUGGUGACGGUGACCCUGAAUUGGCUCACGAUCGCACCUCUAAACGCAGGACCCGUGUCAAUCAACCCAGCAAUUUCACCGUUCGGGAGGAACAUCCGACCCAUCACGUGCAAAUCUAAAACAGGUCAGCUGGGGACGUGCAUGUUUGCCAUGGAUUGCACGAGGAUGAACGGCCAGCAUUUAGGCACCUGCAUCGACCGUUUCUAUUUCGGUUCGUGUUGCGCUCCGUCGGAUGAUGUGGCCUUCCCGGCCUUCCCAUCCGCCACGACCGAAGGAUUCAAUGGUGGAAACGAUUUGGGUUUCUCCUCUUCACUGCCAUCGGCUCCCGUGUCGCCCUUGCCGACGACGACGACAUCGCAACAUCCCAACAUUCUGACUGAUUUGACCACGAUGACGGCUUCUUCCGCCUUGCCGACAUUGGGCGUUACUCAAACGUCAUCCGCACCGGUAACCACAACUUCAACCGUAGCGUCUACCACCGUUGGCGAGGUGACAAACCCGACCUUGGCGCAGAUUUUGGCUUCCACUCCGCUGUCGACUCUUUUGGCAAAUCCGUCCAGCUCGACGGAAGCGGCGCAUACGACAGUACAGGCCAGCACACAGCAGCCCGCCAUAGGUACAGAUUCACCAUCCACAUCCUCAACUGUUGAGGAAACUACCAAUGCUACUACUAUUACUACUACUACUACACCUGCACCUACCACCACCAUUGCUGCUAUUAUUUUAGACAUUACCACCACCACCACUCUUAGUCCUACUACCACUCCCGAAAUUGGCACUACCACUGCUACUACCACAACCUUACCCAGCACGACGGUGUCGUUUGCAGCACCGCAGGCGGAGACAACCGCCGCCGCCGCUCCCACGCCUGGUUUAACCAAUCCAGCUGAACUAACAGCCGUUGGCAGCUCGUCGGCGUCACCCGUGUCGCCGGAAGAGUCUACCGCCACGGAUGAGCCGCAAGGGGACCAAGAGGAUGAACUCACUACCAUUGAACCUGUCACUGACUUGCCGUCCGUCUCGUUAGAGACCGAUGUGGAAACCGAAAUUCCAUCCAUCACCGAAGAAACGGUGGAAGUGACCACUGUCGGCGCGACGGAAGAAGAAGAAGAAGUGACCAAAACUGGACCGGAAUCAACAGAUGUUACCCAGGAAGAAGUUGUGACUGGUUCCAGCCUUGCAGUUCAAACCGAAACUCAGGCCCCGAUUACGACAACGACGGAGACGGCUGUCACUACUCCCGCCGCUGUUGUUGUUGUUGUUGCAGAAGCGGUUACCAAGAGUCCUGUUACUAGUCCAGCAAGUCCCUCAACCACUACAGCCGUCCCGGACACAACCACCGCAGCCGUCCCAGAGACAACCGCCACCGUCGUUGUGAGUACAAGUCCGUCGGUUGCGCCUGAAACUACUAUUUCGUUCACGACUGCAAGUCCGUCGGCUGCGCUGGAAACUACCAGUACGACUGCAAGUCCGACGACUGCAGCGGAGGCUACUACCCCAGCCCCGGCCAGUAGUUCGUCAUCUCCUGCAACAACAACUUUAGGGCCAUCCACUUCAAUCAUCUCGGAAGAGCCAUCCACCUCACAACCGGAAACGUCCGUCGCAACGACAGAAGGGGGGCCCAUCGUGGAAAUGACUGCGGAACCCGUUUCCAAUGAACCAACAACUACACCAGCUACCGUGUCGACGACCUUGGCCGAGCUGAAUGACACCAUUGAAGGACCGACUGUUCAAUUUCAGAAUUACCGCGAAGUUUGCGGCCGGCCCAAAUACCAAUACCCGUCUGCCAGGAUCGUCGGCGGUACAACAACUCAGUACGGCCAGUGGCCGUGGCAAGUUUCGCUUCGUCAAUGGAGAACGGCCACUUUCCUGCACAAGUGCGGCGCCGCUUUGCUCAACGAAAACUGGGCCAUCACUGCAGCUCACUGCGUCGACAAUGUGCAACCGGACGACUUGCUAUUGAGAAUGGGCGAAUACGAUCUGGCCACCGAUGAGGAAGAGUAUCCUUACAUUGAACGUAAAGUGCAGAUCGUCGCUUCUCAUCCGCAGUUCGAUUCACGCACCUUUGAAUACGAUCUCGCCCUACUUCGUUUCUACGACCCGGUCCGAUUCCAGCCCAACAUUGUCCCCAUUUGCUUGCCACCUCCAAGUGAAGUCGAUUUCGUUGGAAGAACGGCCUAUGUCACUGGCUGGGGACGCCUCUACGAAGAUGGACCUCUACCAUCAAAGAUGCAGCAGGUUUCCGUUCCUGUCAUUAACAACACUGACUGUGAGAACAUGUACCGACGGGCUGGCUACGUUGAACACAUUCCCAACAUCUUUAUCUGCGCAGGUUACGCGGAUGGCAAAAGGGACUCUUGCGAGGGUGACAGCGGCGGACCUAUGGUCAUUCAGGAAGAACAGUCUUGGGUGCUAGCCGGUGUGAUUUCUUGGGGUAUUGGGUGCGCUGAGGCCAAUCAACCCGGAGUCUACACCAGGAUUAGCGAGUUCCGUGAAUGGAUCGACAAAAUUAUCGUCUUUUAAAAGCCAACUGUAACGAACGGGAAGGGGGACAGGAUCAAUGGCCUCUUGUCAUCGCACCGCGUUCAACAAAUAAAUAAAAACAAAAUUCGACAACAUCGCCAACGACAAAGUUUGUCUUCCCGUCGUUGUUUUUUCCCCCCCAAGAAAUCUGCGUCUAGGGGAAAAAAAAUGACGGAAUAUAUACGACGCCCAGUGAUGGAUCGAGCCAGAUACAUCCGAAACCGUUAUGGUUGUUUCUCCCACAUUUUUGUUUAAAUUAUCUGCCUUUCCAGCAUUCCUUUCUGUUAUUUAUUAUUCAAUUCUUUUAUAUUUCGAGUUUCAUUCUCGCGACACUCUCUGUUCAUUCAUUCAUUCUAUUUCUUUUGUUGGUUUUUGUUUUCUCCCUUUUUCUGUUCCGUUCGAGGUGUGAAAGAAAUCAGUGGUGAGAACAACAGAAAACAGCCUUCACACGUUGUUUCACCCUUCGACACAUAAUUUUUCAGUUAACCCCUUAAACCUGAUCGACUCUGUCCAUCUUACGCUCCC